This is a messenger RNA of Ostrea edulis (European flat oyster), 2265 nucleotides long. Its product is annotated as F-box/LRR-repeat protein 8-like. Gene Ontology annotation, molecular function: protein binding. The record is from RefSeq and is a predicted model, not a curated record. The transcript has a single exon. Bases 1 to 1191 code for a protein of 396 amino acids. NCBI's taxonomy places the organism in Eukaryota, Metazoa, Mollusca, Bivalvia, Ostreida, Ostreidae.
AUGGAAGACACAGAAGAGAGUUUCUUGUCAUGGACCUCUUUGCCUGACCACAUUAUUGUAAAAAUUUUCUCUUACCUGAAUCUUCAAGACAAAUUUCAGGCAUCUUUCGUGUGCAAGUCUUGGAAUGACUGCUUUCACUUUCCUGUUUUGUGGGCAGAUUUUGUUUUUAUCAUCCAAGAUGACAACAAAACAGCAACCACUCGACAUAGAAAAUGCUUGGAGAUGCAUGGCAGUCACUUAAAGAAUGUUUUGAUGAAAAUUGAUCAGAGUAAACCAAUUUGCAGAUCUGUUGCAUGUGAUGUUUUGAAUGGAAUUGCAAGUCAUGCCAACAGAAAUCUUUCCUCCAUCAAAAUUGACUUUACAGGUGAAAACCCUUUAUUCUAUGCAGGUUCUGAAUUUGUGCAAUGUCUUAAAAAAUUGUUUGGAUGCAAUCCAGAAGCUAUUGAAACACCUAUGGAUUCAUUAGUAAAUGUUGACCUGAGUGGAAUGCCAGUUGCCUUUGAUGAUAAUGUACUUAAUCUUUUGUCUACCAACCAUCCAAAGUUAGAGAGCCUAAAUCUGUUAAACAAAGUCCUUGUGUGCAAAGUGUCUCCGGACUGCAUAUUACAGUUAGUGAAGAAAUGCAGAAAACUGAAAAAGCUCUUUGUCUUCCACAGCAGCAUGUCUGAUGAUACAUUGGUGGCUCUUGCUGAAGAUGGUAGAACUCCUCUAUUGGAACUUGGUAUUUCCUGUAGAAGACAGGAGAAGUAUGGUUCUGACUUGACAUCAGAGGCAUGGCAACAGUUGGUGACCAAGUUACCUGAACUGAAAGUUAUGCUGUAUUUUGAUCACACCUGCCCCCUUCACCGAGUAUCUGAAAUCAUGAAACCAGAAAUCCCAGUCCAUGUUCUGAAUUUGCAGACCUUCACUAUGAUAUAUGAGGAAGUAAACCAGGCAUCAGUCCAUUAUCAGAACACAUUGGAAGUUGUGGUUCUGCAAACCAGGAAUUCUCCAGAGCUUGGAAGAGCAUUGGUGAAUCUGGCCCGCAACUGUUACAAGCUCCACACUCUAAUUGUGUACUGUGUUCUAAAAAAAGAGAUAGUAGAUGAAAUUCUGGCUUUAAGGCCAAAAAUGAAAAAAGAUGCCACUUACGUUUUGAAAUGGAAACCUCAGGAUGAGCCAUGGGUUGUUGGAGUGGAAGAAGGAGAUUGAGAUAUGAUUUAAUAUAAGAUCUGUUAAGAAGGUCUUUAUAGGUGCUAAAUCAAGUUCACUUCAUUGUUGUUGUGAAUCAUUUAUGUGUGCAUUUACUUUGAGUUGUUCAGAUUUUGCUUUAGAGCUAGUUCCAUUUUAUAACAUACUUGCAAUUUCAUUAUGUGAAUUGCUGUGUAAUUUAAUACGCAAGAUCGCGACUACUUUUUUCGUCUUGGUUUUAAAUUUUACUUUUCCCUUUCAAAGUCUCGCGAGACCCAAAAUAUGCGAGAAUUUGGGCAUGUUGGUAAAUAAUACCAGUUCUCCAACUUUUUUCGUGAUCAAUUCACCUGAUUUUAACAAUGGUGCACUAUCACUGCAUUGCAGUAUACUGUAGUCAUGAUUCAAGAAAGAAACAAAAUACGCAGAAAUAUCCACAAAUGAUAGAUUUUAAUGGAAAUGUGUUGGAUUUUUUCCCCCUGCUGUCAGCUAGGAAAUUUCCAAAGCUGAGAAGGGCUUGCGUCAAAACAUUUAUCUUCACGAGCUAAAUUCAGGAGUUCAUUUUUCCUGUAUCCAGACGUUUUUACACACCUUUCAUUUUAAAAUGCUUUUAAUUGUGGAAAGCACGGGUUAAAUCGUCUUCCGAUGCCAUGUUUAGAUAAACAAAUUAUGCCCAAGAUCGACACGCUUUUCCGGACUUCUUUACAAGAGAGUUCCGCUAACUUGAUAUUUACGAUCUUGCUUAUUAAUCAGAUUUGUGCAACAUAUAUUUUACGGUAUACAUUUUUUACUUUAUUAUAUUAAUUUCACGUGAUACAGGGUAGUUUUCAUUUCCAUGUUACAUUGAUGAUAAGUGCCAAAAUCUUCAGGUAUAGUGAACAAGGUUGGAUUGUUAAUAUGAAUUGUGGUUUGGUAUGAGGUAUGACUUCCUAUGGAUGUGUUGUUAGUGACUUUAACAGAGGUUGUAAUAUAUAAGAUUUGGUAAGCAUGCAUAUCGUUGUUGUAAUUUGAAUCAUUUCUGUUAUUGACAAGAGGAGGAAUUUUAAUUCAAACCCAUCUUUUUAUGUUUUCUAACUGAAUAAAAUCAUUAGAGCUUUG